AAUGCUAAUUUGUACAUAUCUUUGAUUCCAUUUAAAAUGCAAAACUAUGAGUCAUAAAGUGUAGGAUUUGGUCCACUGUACAUUUCAUGUACUGUAUUUUGGUUAAUAAGGCAGUUGGUCAAGGGUCCACAAACCUAGUUGCCCCUUCCCUUUCUUGCUUAUGCAGAAAAAUUCCCCUCUUGUGAGUUCUCUGUAGAGAACAAGAGGUUUAUCAGUGUAGCAGGCUGAGGAUCAGUCCUGCUUCCUUCUUGAAUUUUGACAGAGGUGAACAUAUUGCCACAGAAGACACAUUUUGAUUGUGUAUUUACAAGUGCAUGAAAUGUGAUCUAUGAAUGAAUGGUGGGAUAUAAAUGUAACUAAUAAAUAAAAUAAGUAAAAAAAAAUUAAUGACAACUACAACACACAUGUUUGCAAGUGCUCCAGCUUUCUAAAACAUGAAUUGAUUACCCUUUUCACAGAGCGCUUGAAGAUUAUAGCAGUGAAGCAACAAUUAAAUAUUAAUUAUACUGUAAUUGUAAUCUUGUGGCUUUCCUGCAAAAAUAAUUAGUCAUAACCUUUGUCUCAGACAGUUAUGAUGAUUAUUUAAGAGAAGUCUGUAGAAAAUGUGCAAAAAGGUUAUCCAGAGGGAGAUUUAUGAAAAUAAAUUAUAAGCGAAAAUGUUUCACUUGUAAUUGACAAAAAAAUUGGCAGAUGGUUUUCUGUUCAGCUGGAGAAUGUUUGCACAUGAUCCUUCAUGGAUAAGGUCUCUAGUAAGCAACUAGUUUUAGUGUGUGUGUUUUGGAAGAUAUUUGGGGAGGUAGGAGAGAAUGAAGGCACCUGGCCACAACUGCUGCUACUUCUGUGUACUUCUCUCACUUGCUGAUUAAGUCAAAUCUAGUGCCCCAUUUGAUUAUGUUGAAAGCAACUAGGGGUAUUUGUGGAUCUGCAUGGGAGAGUGUUUGCUUACUGAUAUUUUGAUGAUUGGUUUGUUUGUUCACUUUAUGUAGCAAUGACAGUGUCUCAUCUGUGCAAUUAGUCAAUAUGAAAUAUUUUGGAUGAAGAGCAAGAGGGAUGUUUUGUCAGAGGAACUAUUUACCCUGCCAAAGGAAAGCAAACAAAAAGCACUUAAGAUCUGGCAUGUUAUGAAUGGUUUAAAAUGUAUGAUGUCAGGAGAACCCAAGUGGCAGGACAUAGUAUUUAUUUAUAUCUCAUCUUUCUGACCAUAGUAUCCAAGACAGUUAUUUGUUUUUCCAUUGAGGUGGUUGUUAAAUAAAGACAGUACUGUAAAAGUAUUUUCUAGAAUGAAAAUAUUUCUGUCUACAGUGGUACCUCGGGUUACAAACACCUCAGGUUACAAACUCUUCAGGUUACAGACUCCGCUAACCCGGAAGUAGAACCUCAGGUUAAGAACUUUAUCUCAGGAUGAGAACAGAAAUCGCGUGCUGGCGGUGCGGCAGCAGUGGGAGGCCCCAUUAGCCAAAGUGGUACCUCAGGUUAAGUAUGGCUUCAGGUUAAGAAUGGACCUCCGGAACUAAGUUUGUAACCAGAGGUACCACUGUACUCAAAACUGAGGUACCACUCACAAGUAACUAUAGCAGAAUUGUAAAUAAGCCCAUGUAUGUUACUGACUUGCAGCUUAUUCUUAAACUUAUCUGCUGUUUCCCUGCUGGCCAUGCAGGAGGUCCCCUCUUCAGCAUCUAGCAUGGAAAUGCAGGCUUUGAGUCUUUUGACCUGCUAAUUUAAAAAGUUCUCUUCUACCAUGAAGGAAUCUUGCUUUUCUCCACAGCUAGCGCAGAAACCAAACUUGCAGGGGAGGAAAAGAAGAAAUAGUUUGUUGUCCACUAGCACACUCGCCUCAUCAACAUGGAAUUCCUUGUUAAACAUAAGACUUAGCUAUAGACACAUCACUAGCUUAGCAGUAGUGUGGUGUAAUUUGCAAAUAAGAUUGCUGUGUAUUUUAAGAGUUGACAAGCAUUGCUGCUUUUCAGAGCACUGAUGCUGAUGUGCCAUCAAUAAAAUCUUGACAACCAUUGCUUGCUUUUUUCCUGGUUUUCUCUUAAAAACCUCUGUUUUACAGGAAACACUAGUGACUCAAGAUCAUGGCAACUAUUGAGGAAUUGGCCCAUCAAAUUAUUGAGCAGCAGAUAGGGGAGAUAGCACAUUCCCAAGGAUCUGUCACACAAACACUAAUGGAUGGGACGGCACAAAGAAUUCAGAUUGUUCCUGCUGAUACAGGUCUCUCCUUACCCCAGCGCAUACAGAUUGUCACAGAUCAGCAGACGGGGCAGAAGAUUCAGAUUGUUACAGCACUUGAUCAGACUGCAACAGGCAAGCAGUUCAUAUUAACAAAUCAUGAUGGUUCUACCCCAAGCAAAGUGAUCCUUGCAAGACAAGAUGCCACUCCAGGAAAGGUUUUCCUAACAACUCCAGAUGCUGCAGGAGUCAACCAACUGUUUUUUGCAUCCCCAGAUAUAUCUGCACAACAUUUUCAGAUUUUAACAGACAAUUCUUCCAUAGAACAGACCCUAAAUAAAGUAUUUGAUCUCUGUGUUGUUUGUGGAGACAAGGCAUCAGGACGCCAUUAUGGAGCAGUGACAUGUGAAGGAUGCAAAGGAUUCUUUAAAAGAAGCAUACGAAAGAAUUUAGUGUAUUCGUGCCGUGGGACAAGAGACUGUGUGAUUAACAAACAUCACAGAAACAGAUGUCAGUACUGUAGACUUCAGAGAUGUAUUGCAUUUGGAAUGAAACAAGAUUCUCCACACCCUUUUGUAGCUGUUCAGUGUGAGAGGAAACCUGUUGAAGUAUCACGGGAAAAGUCUUCAAAUUGUGCAGCUUCUACAGAAAAGAUUUAUAUCCGAAAAGAUUUGCGGAGCCCACUUACAGCCACUCCAACUUUUGUAACAGACAGUGAAACAGCUAGAUCAACAGGAAUGUUGGAGUCCGGAAUGUUUGUGAACAUUCAUCAGUCUGGUAUAAAAAAUGAGCCUGCAGUGUUGAUGACUCAGGAUAAGGUUGAAACAUGUCAAGGAGAUUUAAGUACUUUAGCAAAUGUGGUCACAUCAUUAGCAAGUCUAAACAAGUCCAAAGACAUGCCUCAAAGUAGUCCUGAGCUGUCCAUGAUAGAAAGCUUAAGCAAUGGAGACACAUCAUUGUCUGAACUUCAGCAAGAUGAACAUGCAAAUACUGAUAUUACAAGGGCAUUUGAUACUCUUGCAAAAGCACUAAAUCCAGGAGAGAGCACCUCGUGUCAGAGUUCUGCAGAAAGUAUGGAAGCCAGCGCACGUUUGGUUGGUGAAGAAGCCAGCAUGAAUAUUGUUGAAAUAGAAGGCCCACUUCUGAGUGAUGCUCAUGUAGCUUUCAGGCUCACCAUGCCUUCCCCUAUGCCUGAGUACCUGAAUGUUCAUUAUAUUUGUGAAUCGGCUUCCAGGUUGCUCUUCUUAUCUAUGCACUGGGCACGUUCUAUUCCUUCCUUCCAAGCUCUGGGGCAGGAUAACAGCAUAUCAUUAGUGAAAGCCUGCUGGAAUGAACUUUUUACACUUGGUCUUGCACAGUGUUCACAAGUAAUGAACGUAGCAACUAUAUUAACGGCAUUUGUUAAUCACCUUCAUAGUAGUUUACAACAAGAUAAACUGUCAGCAGAUAGAGGAAAGCUAGUGAUGGAGCAUAUCUUCAAACUGCAGGAGUUCUGUAACAGUAUGGUGAAGCUUUGCCUUGAUGGUUAUGAAUACGCUUAUUUGAAAGCAAUCGUCCUCUUCAGCCCUGAUCACCCUGGCUUAGAAAACAUUUUACAGAUCGAAAAAUUUCAAGAAAAAGCAUAUAUGGAAUUUCAGGAUUAUGUAACAAAAGUAUAUCCAGAUGAUACUUACAGGCUGUCUAGGCUGCUUCUCAGAUUGCCUGCUCUGAGACUGAUGAGUGCUGCUAUAACGGAAGAACUGUUUUUCGCAGGACUAAUUGGAAAUGUUCAGAUUGACAGCAUCAUACCAUAUAUUCUAAGAAUGGAGACUGCAGACUAUAAUUCUCAAAUAAUUGGUCAUGCUGUAUAAAAGUUAAAACCACGGAUUCUAUACCAUGGCAAUCAUGGUAAUUGUAAAUGUACACUAUCUCCAAGAGAUAACAAGUUUUUCUGUGCAAUUUUAACAAGAAAAAUACAAGAAGGUGCAGCUUCCUCAUUACCAACACAUUCUGGAAACACAGUAGACUAUCUUGACUGGUGCAGGAUGAUUUACCUUUUAUCUGGUUUUCAAGAACUUUGUAUAUUGCUUUAGAAUCUAAUGAAAAUCAAGAAGAGUAGUUCAUCUUAUUUUUGUAGUUUAGCUAUACGUGGAACAUGACUAUAACGAAUUCUAAAAAAUGUAGAAAAACAAGCCUUUGAUAAUGGAAAAACUUCAUCGAGGCAUUUCUAUGUGAUACUUUAGAAACAAAAAAUAAACAUUCUUCCCAAUGCUGUAUUUUCAGUAUCUUGUUUCUACAAAUUCAUUCUUGUCCGUUUGAUGUAAGUCUGAAAUCCUGAACAAGGCAACUUAUUUCUGAUGUGACUGAGGGUUGCAUCCCAUGUUAGUCAUACUCGGAGUAGAUCCGCUGAAAUGAAUGGACAUGACUAACUUCAAUUUAUUAAUUUCAGAGGGUAUAUUCUGAGUAGCCUAGGUGGAUAGUAAACCCUGGACUACAAAGCUUUGGAUAUAUUUCCAGUAGCUUUGGAUGGAACUUAAAACAUUUUUAUUAGCCAACUAGAAUUUAUUUAAAUUGAAAAUUAAUUACAGAAAAGCUGGAAAACUGGCUUGAAAGCCUUUUAGUGCCCCAAAGCAAUGAUUAUAUUUAGUUUAACUUGAGUCACAAAUAGUUGUUAUGUUCAGAGUUCUAUCCGCUGCUAAUAUGAUUUAGAAGUAAAAAAAAUUCUAGAUACCUUAAAUGUAUCAGAUAAGUAUUGUGUGUUAUUUCCUGAGUCCUGUUAUAUUAUUUACAUAUGCAAAUCAGUUCACCAGUGCCAACUGGGUAUUUUUAGUAAUAUUUGUGCUCGUACAUCUAGCUAGGAAAUUGGUUGAUUAUAAGCAUUAAGGUGCACAUGAGCAUAUGAGCCAUCUCGCACAAACUUACCAUUCAUAUUAGAAUUGGAUUUCCUUUAGCAAUCCUGUCUUUUCCUGAAGGUUGAAACAAGUUUCAAGUUCUCAUAUUAAAUUCAAAUAAGACUAGAAAGAGUUCCUUAAAUGUUCAUAAGGAGAGAAAUAAACCUUGAUGGAAAGUAUGUGUUACGGAAUAGUAUUCUGUUUUUCCUACCCUGUAGUGAUCACAGAAUCCUCAUCAUUGCAGAUUUUGUGUUUUCAUAUUGUGUUUGCUACUGAGUAUCUUCAGCCUUUGAAAACUUUUCCAGAUGCACUUUGUGAUUCAUUAAAGGCUACUCCUUUUUUAAUUACGGUAUAGAAUAGUUAAUCUAGCAUAAACACAAAAUAUUCAUUUACUGUGUCAAGGAUUGUCCGUGUAACUUUUUUUUUUUGUAAAUCUUGUUUUCACCCUUAUUUCAUGUGUUAUGUAUUGAUCAUACUGAAUAAUUAGAGACAGCUGCCUCUUCUUGUCAAACUGUGGUAUUUACCAACAAAUGAAAUGGGCCUUCUGUAAUCUGGACAGCGUUAUUUUUAUCAAGGUUUAAAAAAAAUGAUUUAAUAAAAAGAGGUACCUUUUUAUAUACUUCAGAAUGAGUCAACCAACAAUAAUGUAGUGAACAGUUUAAUUUCUCUCCUAAAAGAUAAGCAUGCUUAUGCACUUGGGCACAGGCAGGCUUGUAUCAUACAGUUGUAAUAAAUGAUGUAUUCCUAGGUACAUCUUGUAGUUAAACAAUUCAUUGUUUUAAGUCUGUACAGGUAAACUAUAUUACACAUUUUCUGAAUGCUUUGAAUAAAUUUGUUACAGCUAGUUCUUCUCCACUGUCACUGGAAAUUGUUUCUGCAUUUCAUUCCACUUUUGUGUACAUAAUUUUUUGUGGUUCAGUUUUUGUGUAUGCAUCAGAAUGUCCCAAUUACUAUAUUGUUGCUAUAUAAUAACUACUGUAAAUGUCUUGAAACCUGAAGAAGUGUAAAUUCUAUUUUGGCUGUAUUUUUAAAAAUAAAUUGUAACUUUUAUCAUAGAAUGCUGUUAUCUCUUUAAUCUUCUUUUCAAUUAAAGCUCACAUGAACUAGGUUUUUUAUGUACAUAGAUGCACUGUUAUCUACUAUCCUUAUUUUUUUAACAUUUUACAGCAUUGUGAUAGAGUGAAUUAAGUAUUAUUUUGGCUCAGAUGCAUUCACUUUGCUAUUUUUAGUUAAGCUUUCCAGCCAUUGUGUAUCACUGGUACUUUAAUAUCUGUGCUUUAAUUAGUUUUUCUCUUGGUCCAUGUAUGUACAAAAAUUCAGGAAUUUAUUUUUAAAAUUUGAAAAUUACUACUGCAUGUUCAGUAUAGCAGAAUUGAGUAACUUUGUUUACUGUACCAACAUACUUUGGUAGUACUAAAAAAAUUGCAACAGAUAAACCUUUUUUGUCAGGAGAUAUAUCUGGCUUUCAAGAAGUUCAAUUCAGAUGAUUAAAAGACUGCUAGAUGAGGAUGAGUAGAUUGCAGAGGUGUUGCAACUUGUCUUCUAGUGAGCUAUUGUCUCUUGCCUUGUAAAGACCUGUCAUGUUCAAACCGUAUGGGCUUCUCAGAAGCAUCUGAUGGGCCCCUGUGAGAAACAGGGUGCUCUUCCCUCAAACCACGGAAGCAGAGGAUAGCCUUCAGCACGAUGAAUUUGUCUAAUUCUCUUAAUCCUCCCACAAUAAGUUAGACACCAUCCCUACUGAGUUUCAGAUGGCUGGUCAAAACUCCCUUAUUUUAGGGGGCCUUUGCACCCUGAAUACUUCUCAUGUUUUCCUUUCGUUUGUUUGUUAAUUUGAGAAUUUAAAUUUUUGGGGUUUCAAUUUCUAAAGGUUUAAUUUAUGUUUUUGCAUUCUGAAGGAAAUCAGCCCUGAGUGCUCACUGGAAGGACAGAUCCUGAAGCUGAGGCUCCAAUACUUUGGCCACCUCAUGAGAAGACUCCUUGGAAAAGACCCUGAUGUUGGGAAAGAUGGAGGGCACUAGGAGAAGGGGACGACAGAGGGCAAGAUGGUUGGAUGCUGUUCUCGAGGCUACGAACAUGGGUUUGGCCGGGCUGCAGGAGGUGGUGGAGGACAGGAGUGCCUGGCGUGCUAUGGUCCAUGGGGUCACGAAGAGUCAGACACGACUGAACAACUAAACAACAACAACAACAAUUUAUGUUUUAAAAUUUCUGUGAUGUCUAUUUUAUUGUUGUAAACUGCUUUGAAACCUAAAUGGUGAAAAGUGGGAUAUAAUUUUUAAAAAUAAAGCAAGCCAUCCAGGUUGGUCACCAUCAAUGCUUCCUGUGGGGAGUGCAUUCCGUACUUUAUGUGCUGGGCAAAGUACUUUAUUUUAUCAGUCCUGACUGUUCUAUGUUGAAUGUUAGUGAGUUCUUUACACACUCCUCUCAUGUCACUUAAAGAGCAGGUCUUCCACCCUCCAAUGACAUGAGAGUCCCAUGAAUUUGUCUUAGGCUUCCUUGUACCCCUUCAGCAUGUCUGUGUAGCAUCUCCCCACCACCACUUGCAACAAUCUCAACCCCUUUUCUCUUCUGUUAGGCCAUCUGUUGACACUCUAACAGAAAUAAAAUGUUGAGUAUCCUUAAUGUAGGAUGGAUGUUCCAUUGCAUCUGUUGA
Messenger RNA from Zootoca vivipara (common lizard), 7692 nucleotides. NCBI's taxonomy places the organism in Eukaryota, Metazoa, Chordata, Lepidosauria, Squamata, Lacertidae. The record is from RefSeq and is a predicted model, not a curated record.